AUGGGCACUCCUGCCGAUGAGCGGCCUCGAUUCGACUUGCAUGCUCCCACCAACCGGUCGUCCGAUGAGGAGGCUACCGUCGUCGGUCAUGACCACCGACACAACACGUCGGUCGACAGCGCAGCCCUGAGACAACGAUUACGCGUUGAAGUCAGCCGAGAGCCUCCCAGAGAUGAUGAUUACGUCCAGUCUCCCUCCCGUAACAGAGAGGAGUCAAGUCGUCUGCAAGAUGAGCUAGAGAUGAAGAAGGCCGAGCGCCUGGUCAGCAUUGAGCAGGCUGAGAGCAGGACCUCCGCAACUUUGCACCGGUCUAGGUCAAGAGCGAUCGAGCCCAUCGACGAUUUCGAUACCGCCACGAACCCUCUGCACGAGCGCACCGCUGUCUACAAGCCGCCCGAGCAUCCGACCACCAAAAUCGCUCGAUUUUUCAAAUACAUCCACGAAUCGAGUUGGCUUGUUCGGUACUUCACCUACAUUGUUCCAGUUACACUUCUUCUCCUCACGCCUGUGUUUAUAGCAAUUUUCACCGCACCGGGGAGGAAUGCCAACGUUGGCAGCGUCCAACUGCUGUGGUUCGGUAUCUGGCUGCAGAUUGUUUGGCUGACCCUCUGGGCAGGGCGCAUUAUCGCGAAAUGCGUGCCCUUCCCACUGGGCCUUCUGGCAAGCCUGUUCACCAACAAUGCUAAGAAGUGGCGCGAUUUUGGCCGGCAGCUUGAGAUUCACCUGACCCUGUUUCUGUGGUUCUUGGCCAUCGAACUGAGCUUUCCCCUCAUCAUGUCUAACCACCGGAUUCAGGGCCAGCGUGGUCUACCUCAGUGGGCUGGCACCAUGAACAAGGUCAUCGUUUCUCUCUUCGUCGGCGCCAUCCUCAACUUGGUGGAGAAGGUUAUCAUUCAGCUGAUUGCCAUUUCUUUCCAUCUCCGAACUUAUGCCGACCGUAUCGAACUGAACAAAUUUCAGAUCGGCUCUCUCACCAAACUCUACAUCCAUAGUAAAGAGAAACUUGAUGUUGAGGACCACGAGUUCCGGGAAAAGGACAGCGGUCCAGCAUCUGGCGCUCGCACCCCGGCCGCCUACGUAGGCAUCGCUGUGAACGCAGCGAACAAGGCGGCUGCCAAAGUUGGCGAUGUCGCAGGUGCCGUUGCUGGAGAUUUCACUGGUCAGAAAGUCGCCAAAAGCGGCUCCCCCUCGCAAGUUGUCCUUGAGCUCCUUCGCUCCACCCCUGGAUCGCAGGUGCUCGCUCGCCGCCUGUAUCGAACCUUCAUCCGACCUGGAGAGGACACUGUUUCAUCCGACGACCUUAGAGCGGCCUUUGAUAAUGAUGAUGAAGCUGACGCAGCCUUCAGCAUGUUCGACAAGGACAUGAAUGGCGACAUUAGUAUGGAAGAGCUGGAAGCUGUCUGCGUCGAGAUCGGUCGCGAACGGAAGGCUAUCACCGCAUCUUUGAAGGAUCUGGACUCGGUGGUCAGCAAAUUGGACGAUGUCCUCUUGUUUGUCGUUUUCGUCAUCGUCGUUUUGGUCUUCGUGUCCCUUAUCUCGACUUCGGCUGCUGGUGUCCUCACCUCGGCAGGAUCUGCGGUUCUCGCUCUAUCCUGGCUUUUCUCGGCUACUGCGCAGGAAUUCCUGCAAUCUAUCGUCUUCGUCUUCGUCAAGCAUCCUUUCGACGUUGGGGACCGUGUUUCUAUUUAUGGUAGCACUGGAGCGCAGCUCAAGGGAGAUGACUAUUUUGUUAAGGAGAUUAGUCUUCUCUACACUGAGUUCAAGAAAAUGGAGGGUCAGAUCGUGCAGGCACCAAACUCGUACUUGAACACGCUCUUCAUUCUCAAUAUGCGCCGCUCAGGAGGCCUUGCCGAAGCUGUGCCAGUCGUUAUUCGCUUUGGCACCAGCCUCGAACAAAUCGAGAGCCUUCGGAAUACACUUCUCGAAUUCGUGCGCUCGGAAAAGCGGGAGUACCAGAACAACAUCCUUACCGAGCUUCGAGAAGUGACAGAGGCAUAUUCUUUGACCCUCAACGUGGUCUUCUUCUACAAGUCGAAUUGGCAGAAUGAGCUCCUUCGUCUUCAGCGGCGCAACAAGUUCAUCUGUGCAUUAAUGAUGGCUAUGCAGGAACACGGCAUCGAGGGUCCGUACCGCAACAACGCGGGCUACACUCUGGAUCGGCCUAUGUAUCUUCAGUACCCGAAUGGACCACCACCAUCGUACAACUCGAAUGCGACAGACUCUAAUGGUGGCCCAACAUCGGAAGGAGCCGACCCUGCCGACGCAUCUCUGCGCAAUCAUCCGUCGAUCCUACGACGCCGAACAUCCCGUGGUCAACUCGGCAGACCUCGUGGCGAAAGCAUUAGCACCAUGGCGAAGAGGGUAGACUUCUCCCUUGGCAUGCGUGACAUUGCUCCGGGUGAUGAUAUGGCUGAUGUCUACGACGACCGCUCAUCGUCUCAGUACCGAUCGGUGAUCCGGGAAACCAACCGGAUAGAUGAGGAGCGUAGUCGCUCGACUGAGCCGUCUGUGGAUGAGAACGGGUCUGUAGUUAGGGCGUCAGGCCGCUCAGCUUCGCGUCGCGAGCGCGCCGGUUCGUUGGCUGCUCCUCACCACGCUCAUGGAGGUCUCUUCCGACGAUCGACCGAGCAACCUGAGGGGGUUCACCGUGGCAGCAUGUCUAGCGCUGGGACGCACCGCAAUCGGUUCCUCGACCGUUUCGGCCGUGGUAUGAACAGCUCUGAGCGCUCGAGAGACAUCGAAGCAAUUGGCGACGCGCCUUUAGAUCCUCGCAGCGGUCAGGUCACCAGUCAAGCCGUUCGAAUGGACUCUGCCCGUUCGGUGCAACCUGAGCCGGCAGGCGGGGCCCCAUUGACGUCCACCGCCUCUCACAGCGAGGAUUUUGCGAUGAGAGGGCAGGCACAGCAAUCUGCACAAGAAAAGCAGCAGUGA
Molecule: messenger RNA, 2931 nt
Organism: Cyphellophora europaea CBS 101466
Lineage: Eukaryota; Fungi; Ascomycota; Eurotiomycetes; Chaetothyriales; Cyphellophoraceae
Exons: 2
Coding region: 1-2931 (976 amino acids)
Biological process (GO): intracellular calcium ion homeostasis; calcium ion transmembrane transport
Cellular component (GO): membrane
Molecular function (GO): calcium ion binding; calcium channel activity
Source: RefSeq, a predicted model, not a curated record